AUGUUGAAGGAUAAUCUUGCUUACAAGAAUAGUCUUGCACUUCAUGGUAAAUUAUUUCAUGUGAGAUGUUGUGCACAUAUUUUGAAUUUAUUGGUACAAGAUGGUUUGUCUGAGAUUGCAGAUAUAAUUAAAAAUGUGCGUGAAAGUGUAAAACAUCUUGUUGCUUCUGAGUCUCGCCGUUUAAUUUUUAGUGAAAUUGCAAAACAAUUGAAAUUACCUUCCAAGAAGCUUCUUUUAGAUUGUGGCACAAGGUGGAAUGCAACUUAUUUCAUGUUAUCAGCUGCUUUGGAGUUUAAAGAUGUCUUCCCUCGAUAUCAGCAAAGAGAUUCAAGUUAUACAUAUUUGCCUAGUGAGGAUGAUUGGCAAAAGGUUAAGGAAGUGUGUUCUUUUCUUGAAGAAUUUAAUGAAGUUACCAAUGUUAUUUCAGGUACUGAAUAUCCAACUUCAAAUUUAUUUCUUCAUGAACUUCAUUCAAUAAAAAAAUUAUUAGAUGAAGCACAUGAAAAUGGGAAUAUUUAUAUGAAAGUCAUGGUUGGUAAGAUGAAAUGUAAAUUUGAUAAGUAUUGGGGUGAUUGUAAUUUGUUGAUUUCUCUAUCAGCUAUAUUAGAUCCAAGAAAUAAGAUGAAAUUGAUUGAAUGGAGUUUUCCAGAAAUAUAUUCUGAGUUUGAUUCUGAUGAGCAUAUUACAACUGUGAUGGAGACAUUGCGCAUGCUUUAUAAUGAGUAUGUAGAUGCUCAUAAAACAAAAAGUAUUGGAUCAGAAAUUAGUAGUGGUGAAACUCAAAAAGAAGGAUCUAGUUGUAUUAUAAGUGGAAAAGGGAAAAUCAGAGGAAGAACACAAUUUUAUAGCUAUAUUAGGAAUGUUGAUUGUGUGAUUGAGCAACCAAAGUCUGAAUUAGAUGUGUAUUUGGAAGAAGAUGUUCAUAUUUGUCAAGAUGAUUCUAACUUUGAUGCCUUAGAAUGGUGGAAGAUGAACAACAUGAAAUUUAGGAUAUUAUCAAAGAUGGCUCAUGAUAUACUAUCAAUUCCUAUAACAACUGUUGCUUCAGAAUCUGCUUUUAGUGCUGGAGGUAGAAUUAUUGAUCCACAUAGAGCAUCAUUGGGAGCAGAAACUGUUCAAGUUUUAACUUGUGGAGCUGAUUGGUUGCGAGCAUUUUAUAGCAUCAAGAGAAAAAAGAAGGUUAUAUGGAUGUUGAAGUUGAAAUUCAAGUUAACUAGUUGA
This is a messenger RNA of Manihot esculenta (cassava), 1221 nucleotides long. RefSeq names its product zinc finger BED domain-containing protein RICESLEEPER 2. Bases 1 to 1221 code for a protein of 406 amino acids. Gene Ontology annotation, molecular function: DNA binding; protein dimerization activity. The record is from RefSeq and is a predicted model, not a curated record. Lineage: Eukaryota; Viridiplantae; Streptophyta; Magnoliopsida; Malpighiales; Euphorbiaceae. The transcript is spliced from 2 exons.